Notolabrus celidotus (New Zealand spotty) is the source of this 3026-nucleotide messenger RNA. RefSeq names its product coactosin-like F-actin binding protein 1 (gene cotl1). Bases 385 to 813 code for a protein of 142 amino acids. Gene Ontology annotation, cellular component: actin filament; site of polarized growth; plasma membrane. Gene Ontology annotation, molecular function: actin filament binding. The transcript is spliced from 4 exons. The record is from RefSeq and is a predicted model, not a curated record. Gene Ontology annotation, biological process: regulation of actin filament polymerization. NCBI's taxonomy places the organism in Eukaryota, Metazoa, Chordata, Actinopteri, Labriformes, Labridae.
UUGGACUCGGCCCUCUCUCUCUCACACACAGCUCUCAUAUUGACCAUUGACUGGGAGAAGAAGGUGAAUCCAGAGUCUGGUGGAUUCACUCUCUGUCUGCGUGCAACCCUGAUCGACCAACAUCCCCAUCAACGCCCAUUCCGAGGAGAAACCCAGGACAUGACCGGAUUCGUCAGAAGGAGCAGAGCCGUGUAAAUCCGUUAUCCUGACGGGUGUGUUCCGGAGCGGUGGUCGUGAUUUUGGAUGGAAGAAGUCUAUUGUAUAACGUUAUCAAUCAGAGCUCUUUGAUGUGAACGGCAGCUGUAGAAGUUAGCAGCUUUAUUACUCUCUACUUUUCUCUUACAUCGUCGAUUUCACUGAAUUUCACUUCUGCACAACCGAAAAAUGGCAACCACGAUCGAUAAAGAGGCUUGCAGAGAGGCUUAUAACCAAGUCAGGGACGAUAACACGGACACAAACUGGGCUGCGUUCAAAUACGACGGCUAUAAUAUCGUGCCUGCAGGACAAGGGACCGACUAUGAGGACUUCAAGAAGAUGUGCACAGAUGAUGCUCGCUUGUUCGGCUUCAUCCGGAUCACGACAGGAGACGCCAUGAGCAAACGAGCAAAGUUCACCCUCAUUACCUGGAUCGGAGAGAACAUCAGCGGGCUGAAGCGUGCAAAGAUCAGCACAGACAAGGCAAAAGUGAAAGAGAUUGUGCAGAACUUUGCCAAGGAGUUCAUGUUUAGCGACCCGAGAGAGCUGGAUGAAGACAACAUCCGCGAUGAGCUGAAGAAGGCGGGAGGAGCCAACUACGACGCUCAGACAGAGUAGAAGAGCGCUGCGGUCCACUGGAAGGGUUGGGGGUUGGGGGGAAGGGGGAGGGGUCUGGGUGGGGUGGGUUGUGAUGAGUAGGGGUGGGGGUGUUGGGGCAGGGCUGCUACCUCUGAGGGAGAGGGUGAGGUAGGAAGAAGAGGGUGCAUGGUGGACGGGAACAAAACAAACUAGGCACACUCAUUUCACUGUCAAAGUGAGCUCCGGAAAAAACAGAGCUGCAGGGGAACGUUUCAGUCAUUUGCAAGAACACAGGAACCCACUAACACUCUUAGGUUAGCUCAACAGCUUAUCCACACACUCUGAGAAGCAGCUUCAGCGUUAGCUCAUAGAUCAGAUCCUGACUGUACAGGUUGUGUUGGUGCGUGCUGAAGUGAAGGGCACUUAUUCACCCAACUUCUCCUCUGUGAGAACGUCAGCUUUUGUACAUGUACGGACACCGGACCAAGGUGACACUUCAUAUUGUGCUUAAUAUUCAGGACAUAUGCCUUUUAGCUUUCAAAGAGGUUGCUAAGAAGAUCAAUACCUCUUUCCAUGUGUUAAUGAUAAAGUGUUACCUGGAUGUGUCAGCCGGUUAGCCUAGCUUAGCAUAAAGAGAUACUGAAACAGCUAGCCUGAAAAGCCGUAUCCCUGAUCCAAGACCUGUUUAACGUCUAUCAGAGACAUCUUUUAGCUUGUUACUUCGUUUAAAGUGUGAAAUGCAAAACUACUAAAUUACCUGUUUCCAUAUUCAGAGAACUCCUCCCCCUUUAAAAUCAUAGUCAGAUCCAGUACGAGUGUGGGCUCAGUCUAGGUCCACACAGGCUCUCUUCACCAGAGCCAGGCUAGCUGUUCUCUUCACUUCAGGCUCAUCUAAGUUAAUCUGCUGCCAGUCAUAGCUUCACAUUCAGUAGACCACUGUGACGGCAGUAGUGAUCUAUUUAUCUCCCCAGCAUAAAUAAGAAAUAUAAUCAGAGAACAUAAAAGGUAAACAUCAUGCUCACACAAUGCAGAGUCAUAAAUGAGUGUGUAAGUGUGUGUAAGCUCUCCAAGAUCAAAAGCUGCCUUCUCUCCUCUCCUACCCUCAGUCCUCUCCCCGGUCAGCUCAUGGUUGGUUAUCUACUGUUCUGUGCAUUAUCAUCUCAAACUCAUCCUCAUCUCUGCUGAGCUGCUGACGGCCUCAGAACUGGAGGAGUGGUGUUGAUAUAAUGAGGAUGUGAAAAAAACGAAAGAGUUUCACUUCAAAAUCUCAUUUUGUAAUCAUGUCAGAAUGAAUUCACGGUCAAGAACAAAACGCCUUCCUUUGAAAUGAAACUCUUCACGUGCAGACGUGACUCUCAGUCAUGAUACACUGUAACUCCAGGAGGGAAAGAUCUCCAUUUCUAACUUUUGUGAUGGUUGGCUUGCCUCGAGGUACGCUUGAGUCAUGGUGUUAAGUACACACACAACCACCUCUUCAUCUCCACACAGGCAGACAGCCUCAAACUAAACUCUUACAUCUGAGGUGGACUGUAAAUCAUCCUCCUGUCUUCACUUUGUGUGAGGAAUCCCUUACAUCAGUGAGACCACUCUUCAUCUUACCUUUUGCCUUCUUCUUUCUGCUUCUGUUGGAUGUGACUGUUGUCUCUCAGCGACUUACAGAGCUGGAGCCGGUUAUGUAAAAGAGUUUGUGACUCUGUAAUCCUCACAGAAGAAUAUUUGAGAGUAAAUAAAGAAACAGACGUUAGUCUGGUCCCUCAGCACAUCUUUGAAUGUUUUCAAAAUGGAGAUCUUUCCUUCUGGUGUCUCAUCUCACCAUCAUGAUUUACCACUGAAAGGUAUCAUUGCAUACUGUAACCUACUGUGUUUGACUGCCUUAGUCUCCCGGGGAGAGUGGGGCAUCAUGGGAUCUUGUGGACACUACACUGUGAUUGGCAAUCCUCUGUACAUGGGGGCAGCACAUGGCUCAUGGUUUCAUGGGCCUCAGCUCAUCAUCCCAACCCAGGAGGAGCCUUUCCUCGGUCGUAGCAUCUCUUUUUAUUUGGAUUAAACUCUCCCUCCUCCUGCAUAAAUUUAGGGUUCCCCCCCACCAUACCUGUUAUGUUAUUUUGUUUUUUGGAUGAAUUUAUUUUCUCUGGAAUUUUAGUAUCUGAUUUUAUUUGUAAGAACAUUGCUAUCUUGGACAUUGGUGGAAGAGUUUUCCAAAAAAAAAAAAAAAUUCAUGAAAAAGAAAGAAAAACAAAGUGGGCACAAAA